AUGGGUCUCGUGCAAGCAGUUCUGUUCUUCUUUGUCAAACAAUUCACUUAUUCGCUGACAGGAGGCCUCUACUAUGAACAUGCUGCAUAUUUGUUCAUUAACGUGAUACAUAUUCUCUUUUAUACAUUCUUUAUAUUGUUUCCUUUAUUUUUCAUAUUGGUUUUUGGAUUUGGAAAUAUAUUUGCCGAGAUCAUUUACUCAUGUUGCAUAUUACUGUUUUUUGGAGUCAUCAAGAUCUUCAAUGUGUAUUUUCAUGAAUACUUUGAUUCACAUUCAAAACAAGAGAAAAUUACGGCAAAAACAACAACAACAGCACCAACGACCUCUACUGUAAACAAUAUUCAUUCCAAUGACAACAAUAACAACCCAACAACCACAGACCCUCCUCGGAAUGAUGACCAUCUCAAUAAUCAUGCAAAUACAAUUACCAUUGAGGAAGUAGAAGAAAAGCCUAUAUCCUAUGAAAACAAGAAUUCAACGACCAAUGGACCUACUACCACAGCGAUAGCCUCAUCUAGUGAAGAACAACAACAACAACAGCCUCAAACAGAGGAUAUUCAGAACAUUUCCAUCAGCAUUGUGGACUCUCAAGAGAAUAAUACUCUCUCAUCAUCCAACAAUAACUCCACAACGCGAGAACAACAACAACAAAAUUCAUCCUCUCCUCAAGUCGUAGUCGGAAUUGUUCCACAAUUAGAUGGACCUUCCGAUGAUCAUGAGGAUGAAUCUUCUUCGAGUAAAUCAUCAUCUUCCUCGUCUGGAACUAACAUUCCAGUUCAUGUUCAUCACACCACUACCACCACAACAACAAGAGCGGCACAUGAAACCACUGUGUCUGGCGAGACAGAAACACUACCCACAAAUAAUGGCAGUAGUAAUAGUCAUUCUCAACAGGAUCAAGAGCCAUCUUCUUCUUCGGGACAUGAGGCUAAUGCUUCACCUAAAAUUCCAGAAAUGAGAACAUUUGUAUUCGAAUUUGUGGAUGAAUUUGGAGAUAUUCAAUCGUAUGAAAUGUCUGUCACAUUGGAAGAGUAUGAACGAUUAAUGAGAGAAAAGAAAAAGAAUUCGAGAGCUACUUCACCUACUUCGACUCCUGUGGCAAAUACUGCUGAAAAUGGAGAAGGUGCAUCCAGAACUUCAAUCACACCUCCACAACAUUUAUCAAGAAUACCUGCUGCUACCGCUUCUUCUUCACAACAAAAAGAUACUAGCUCAGAUUACAAAAUUUCUAUCUUUGGAAAGUCCUAUCAUGUAUUUUUCGACAGAAGAACAUUGGAAUACCUGUUUGAUAGAGAUCACAAUCCACGAGUGGAGGUUUUAGCAGUUCCUUUAAUUGCUUUUGGUGUGGCUUGGAUGGGCCUUCGAUUGACUGCAUUAUUAGACAGAAAUUGGGCCAGUAUUGUUUUUAUGAUUUUAGCAAUUGCUCAAUCUCACUUUUCUUUGAUUAAGAGUCCAAAACCUGAGGCCAAUUCUCCAUUCCAUUUCUCACGAGGAAGUAAUUACACUCGAUCGUUUUAUGUCUUGUUUUUUGGAACUAUUGCCCUGAUUUGUCAUGCCAUUUCGAGAGUUUCAGACCCAUUUGUGGUGAUCUAUGGUCUCAAUAUUAAUUUUGGAUUAAUUUUUCUCUCCGUCAAGGAUAUUGCAACAUUUAUCAUCAUGUGUUUCCCAAUUAUUUUCCUAUUUGGUGUUUUACCUCAACCCAUGUCAUUUAUAUUUGUUUUUUGUGAACAAAUUCACAUGCACAUGUUUGGAGGAAGUGGAUCCAUCUCUCUAUACGGUCUCCUAUUUCAAUUAUUUUCCUCUCUUGUGACAGUUGGCAUUCUUAUUGGUGUUGGAUACACCAGUGCUCUCAAUUUGACAUGGACAUCUGAUUACUACUCUGCAUUUUACAGUGGUGUUCUCGUGUCAGGUUGUUACAUUUUGAGCAGAAUGCCAUCAAAUCAUCGAUUCUAUACCUCAAUUUUUGAAGACGUGUUCGCUCUAUAUUGGGAUAAUUAUAUUCCUUCAAAGAUUCGCAAGCAACAAAAAACAAAGGAUGAAAUUAGAGAACGAAAAAAUAAGGAAUUGGAGUUGAACAUUUCAAAUGUGAAUCCAAUUUUAAGAAUUGUCAAAGAUUUGGCAAUUGCAGUAGUCUUGUUUAUUGUAGCAUUCGUCCCACAACUGUGGGAUGCAUUCCAAAGAGGAAAUCCCUACCUCUUAUAUGUGUUGACAGCUUUGAAUGUCUUUAUUGGAAUUUUAUGUUAUUAUAUCUAUCCUCAUCUCUCAAAGCAUCAUCCAUUCACAAUCUUUAGAUAUCCUCUCCUUUCAAAGAAUCAACCCUCCGUCAAGUUUUUAGGAAAACAGAAAUGGAUUUGGUACGAACUUGUAUUUUACAUUCUACAGUGGACAGAACAUGUGUUCUAUGUGGUGAUUAUUCUUUCAAGCAUUUCUUCGACUGUUUUCCAUUUACAAACCAAGUGUCAUGCUGGAGUAGCACUGACCAUUGCCUCCAUUUGUGCUGUGAAAUUAAUGAGAUGUACAUUCUCAGAUCCUACCCGGUUGACCUCAGCUUUAUUUUUCAGUGUGAUUAUUUCACACGUGGAUGCUUUUAAUAUUUCUGAAGGUUUAUUGGUUGACUUUUUCGUUUUCACAUACAUAAUGCCUAAAAUGGCCGAAAUUGGACGCAAGUUACAAUUUAUUUGCAUUUACAGCACUCCACUUUCAUGGUCCUCUGGUCUUUAUAUUAUCAUGCAACCAUUAGGAAUUCCAUUUUCUCAAUUUUUCUUUGUGCAACUCAUCUAUUCAGUCAUUUCCAAUGCACCCAUGUAUCCUCUCAUUGGAGGUGCUUUAUGGUUUUUAGGAUACAGUAGAGCUGCAAAAUUCUUUGAAAAAGAUUAUCGAACGAGUCGAAAAGAUGUCACCAAUCAAACCUUAGGACAAACAUUGGAAGGUGGAGGACUCGAUCAACACACAGUUGAUAAUUUGAACUCAAUUUUCUAUGAGCAUUUAGUGAACGCAUUAAGAGAGAGAUUCCCUGAAAUUAUCAGAAAAGGUCAAGUUGGACCAAUUCAACAAGGAGACAUUUUUAUAUUUAUCAAUGACAACUUGACAGCAAUUGUUCACAUUAUUGAGGUUGGAAAUGGUGUCUUCUCUUUCCAAAUUCGUGGUCUUGAAUUUAAAGGAACAAUUUGUCAAGAAGAAGAACAACGUAAUUUAUUGAGUCGAAUUAACAGAGAUGAAGAGGCCAUGUUUGAUGCAUGGUGUGAAGAUGGAUGUUCUCCCUAUGCACCAAAAUUAGAACUUCUUUCCAUUAAGGAUAUUAUCACGCUGAGAUGGCACAGUUGGGAAGUGGUUCAAACUGGAAUCAAACUCAAAACAUACAACAUGUUGGAAAAUAAGGUUGAUAACUUGAUGAGCUCCAAUGAUGAAAGAAAAGCAGUUGUUACACUCUAUGUACGAUCGGUGCUGUAUUAUGUCAUUCAAUCAGAUCAAUUGGAUCGUUGGAUUCAAGCCGAUCAUUCAUUUUGUCCACAUAUUGACAAGAUUGGAAACCAGAAAAAGAUGGAUUUUGAUCCAUUAUUUACCUCCAAAUUCGAUAUUGAUUUUGAUGCGUCUGGAAUGGGUGGAGUUUCCUACACGAAAUUUAUUGAAAAACACCAUGACUUUAUGAAUUAUUUCAUUGAGGAUCGAAAGAAAUCUCGAAAUGGCUUGAACUACAAUGAAGAACAAGUAGAACGAAUUCGAAAACUUUGUUUCUUGGCAAGUUUGACAGCACGAAGAGCUCUCGCAUCUCAUGAUGGAACGACUUCAGCACACAGUCUUCGAACAUUUAUUCAAAAAGUUCACACUCUCUUUGUUGGAGAUUAUAGAAUUACCAGUACGAAUGAUGAAUGGGUAUUUAAUGAUAUUAGCAUUUUAGAUCAUUGUAUCAAACCUGCCAUUUGUAUGGCUCUUCGUCUCUAUCAAGCAAGAUUUGCUGCAGAAGAAGUCGAUGCUCCUGAAGUGUUUUGUAAUCUCAUUAAGGACGAUUAUAAGGAUUUAGUAAUUGCUCAUGAAGGAGAUCCAAAGUGGAGAGAAAGUAUUAUGGCCGAUCAAUCGGAAUUGUUCUCUCUGAGAAAGAAGGUGCUGGAUAAGGGAGCGAUUGAUUACUUUAUUUUAAUGUUGGAAAUGAGAGAAAUUGAGUUUAGUAUUGUCAAGUUGAACAAGGAAGGUGUGAGAGGUUUAUGGGCCUCUCAGCAACAUGAAUUGGUGUAUUUGGGAGUGGAACAACCUGAGAGAGCUUCUAUUCAAAACAUGUCACACACUUUGAGAAAUAUUUGUAACUCGAGCAUGGACAUUCCAAUUGGUUAUCCUGUCAUGGUGAGUUCAGUGACAACUGCUUAUUGGUAG
Messenger RNA from Naegleria lovaniensis, 4368 nucleotides. RefSeq lists its product as uncharacterized. The record is from RefSeq and is a predicted model, not a curated record. Lineage: Eukaryota; Heterolobosea; Eutetramitea; Acrasida; Naegleriidae. Gene Ontology annotation, cellular component: membrane. The transcript has 3 exons. The coding region runs from base 1 to 4368 and encodes 1455 amino acids.